AACUUCGAAUACUCAAAUCUUCAAACAAAAAAAACACUUCAAAUUUCCAAUCAACAAACUCACUUCAACAAUGGCAUCAAACGAGCAAAACUUCAAAGCCGGAGAAGUCAAAGGCCGAACCGAAGAAAAAACCGGUCAAAUGAUGGGAAACGUCAAGGACAAAGCACAACAAGGAAAAGACAAGACUUCCGGCGCGGCUGGCUCGGCUUGGGACAAGACCAAGGAGUCAGCCGACCAGACCGGAAGUUACGUGUCCGAAAAAACCGGAGCGGCGCGCGACAAGAUGGGCCAGAUGGGCCAAGCCACGAAAGACAAGGCGUCGGAUGUGGCGCAGUCGACUAAGGAAACGGCGCAAGCCGGGACGGAGAAAACCGGGGGGAUAAUGCAACAAACCGGGGAGAAAGUGAAGGGUAUGGCGCAAGGAGCUGCGGAUGCGGUUAAGAGUACUUUUGGGAUGGGGGGAAAGGAUGAGGAUGAGGAGUUUGAGGGUGGUGUGGGUGGUGGUAGGACCACCAAGACUACCACCACCACCAGGAGGGUGGUUCCAUAGAUGUUAGUUAUGGUGGUUUGAUAAGUGGUGUGGUUUGAUUGUCUUUUGUUGUUUUUCUUUGUUUCAUGUUUUAGUUGUGGAUCGUGUCUUUUAGAAACAAACAUGAUCGAGGGGUGGUGUGUAUGUCUUGCCACCUUUGUGUUUUCAGAUCUACUUUAUAAUAAAUUUACACUGCUAUAAUAAAUUUAAUACUGCUGAUAAA
Messenger RNA from Helianthus annuus (common sunflower), 752 nucleotides. Its product is annotated as late embryogenesis abundant protein Dc3. The record is from RefSeq and is a predicted model, not a curated record. Bases 71 to 550 code for a protein of 159 amino acids. Lineage: Eukaryota; Viridiplantae; Streptophyta; Magnoliopsida; Asterales; Asteraceae. The transcript has a single exon.